Molecule: messenger RNA, 153 nt
Organism: Anisakis simplex (herring worm)
Lineage: Eukaryota; Metazoa; Nematoda; Chromadorea; Rhabditida; Anisakidae
Source: the annotation of a GenBank genome assembly
AUGCACACACAUCACUACUCGAUUCUCUUUUCGCUUCCAAAUCUGAAGAAAGUCCGUCCAACGGAAGCUGCUCCUGAUACAAUUCUUACCGAUCUGCCAGUUCAGAUAGCGGAUCUGCCCUAUUUUGGUCGAUUUUGUGUUUCAGGUUGGUAA